AUGGCCGCGCUGCUUCUCUCUCUUCUGGUGCUCUGCGCCGCACCGUUGCUCUCCUGCGCCGCCGCCCAGCGCGGCCCCGAUAGGCAAGCCGAGAUCGACGCUCUGACUACCUUCAAGCUCGACCUCCAGGAUCCGAUUGGCGCAUUGAACGGCUGGGAUGCCUCCACGCCUUCCGCCCCCUGCGACUGGCGCGGCGUCUUCUGCGACAAUAGUUCUCGCGUCUCGGAGCUCCGUUUGCCUCGGCUUCAACUCGGCGGCCGACUCAGCGACUCGCUUUCCAAGCUCAAGAUUCUGGGGAAGCUCAGUCUCCGGUCGAACUCCUUCAACGGCACUAUCCCUGACUCACUCUCUCAAUGCACGCGCCUACGCGCCGUCUUCUUGCAGAACAACUCUCUCUCCGGGAAGCUUCCGCCGGGGAUCGGGAACCUCACUGCCUUGCAAAUUCUCAAUGUCGCAAGUAACCGCCUCUCCGGCGAAAUCUCCGGCGAGCUACCUACGAGUCUUAUUUACCUCGAUCUCUCUUCCAACUCAUUCUCCGGCGAGAUUCCGAGGAGCAUCGCGAACCUGACGCAGCUUCAGCUCAUCAACCUGUCGUACAACCAGUUUUCCGGUCAGGUUCCGGCGAGCUUCGGCCAGCUCCAGAAGCUGCAGUUCCUCUGGCUGGACCAUAACCUCUUGGAAGGGACGCUGCCGUCGGCGAUAGCCAAUUGCGCGGCGCUGGUGCAUUUGAGCGUCGAAGGGAAUGCGCUCGGCGGCGUGAUUCCGGCGGCUAUCGGAGCUCUGCCGAAGCUUCAGGUGCUGUCGCUGUCACAGAAUAAUUUCUCUGGUAUGGUCCCAUCCUCGUUGUUUUGCAAUGCCUCAUUCAAUACGGCGUCGCUUAAGAUUGUCCAGCUAGGGUUUAAUUCGUUCACGGAUAUUGUUAAGCUUGAGACGGCCACAUGUUUUAGUGGUCUGGUGGUUUUGGAUCUUCAGCACAAUCGGAUUGGCGGCGAUUUUCCUUGGUGGUUGACACAGGUGCCCAAUUUGACAGUGUUGGAUGUUUCUAGUAACUUAUUUUCCGGCUUGGUGCCACCGGAGAUUGGAAACCUUUCGAGGUUACAGGAGCUUAAGAUGGCUAAUAAUUCAUUUAGGGGUGCAAUUCCGCAAGAGAUUAAGCAAUGCAGCUCACUAAGCGUGCUUGAUCUCCAAGGAAAUCAAUUUUCGGGUGAAAUUCCUGUGUUUUUGGGAGAUUUGACAGGUUUGAAGGUGCUGUCUUUAGGGGAAAAUCAGUUCUCGGGUUCCAUUCCUCCGAGUAUUGGUAAACUUUCCAGGCUGGAGACUUUGGGCUUGGGAGGGAAUAACUUGACAGGAACUAUGCCUGAGGAAUUGUUAAUAGGGUUGGGUAAUUUGACCACACUGGACCUGAGUGGUAACAAGUUUUUUGGUGAAGUUGCCAUCAGUAUUGGGAGUUUGAGUCAGUUAAUGGUGUUGAAUUUAAGUGGCAAUGGCUUUUCUGGAAGGGUUCCGACUAGCUUGGGUAGUCUUUUCAGGCUUACGACUAUUGAUCUGAGCAAACAAAACUUUUCUGGUGAGGUGCCCUCUGAGCUUUUGGGGUUACCUAAUUUACAAGUCAUUGCAUUGCAAGAGAAUAGGUUGUCUGGAGACAUCCCUGAAGGUUUUAGCAGUUCGAUGGGUCUGCAUUAUUUGAAUCUCAGUUCAAAUGCAUUUUCUGGUCACAUUCCAGAGAAUUAUGGUUUUCUUCGGUCAUUGGUUGUUCUUUCAUUGUCCAACAAUCACAUUUUAGGACCAAUUCCACCGGAGCUUGGGAACUGCUCCGAUAUUCAAGUUCUGGAGCUGCAAAUGAAUUCUUUGACUGGCACCAUUCCAGCCGAUCUCUCUCGCUUAUCAGUUUUGAAGGAACUUGAUUUGGGUAGCAACAACUUAACAGGUGGAAUCCCAGAGGAAAUCUCCAAAUGCUCAUCAUUAACUGCUUUGUUGUUGGACUCCAAUCAUCUCUCAGGCGGUAUACCACACUCAUUGUCUAAGCUAUUGAACCUGACCACGCUGGAUCUCUCCAAUAACAAUUUGAGUGGGCAAAUUCCUGGUGAUUUUGCAUCUAUUCCUGGCCUAGUGAACUUUGAUGUCUCAAUGAAUAACCUCUAUGGUGAGAUUCCAGUAACACUUGGUUCUCGGUUCAACAAUGCAUCAGACUUUUCUGGGAAUCAAAACUUAUGUGGCCUGCCAUUGGAAAAGAAGUGCAAGGAUCUAGACAAGAAAGACAGAAAUAAGAGGUUGAUUCUGCUAAUUGUGAUUGUUGUCAGUGGAGCUUGCCUAUUGUCUUUGUUGUGCUGCUUCUACAUUUUCAGCCUCUUGAGGUGGCGCAAAAAGCUCCAACAGGGAUCAUCUGGGGAGAAGACUAGAAGUAGUGCAAGGGCAAGCUCAGGGACAAGUGAGGGCCGUGGAAGCUCUGAUAGUGGAGUGCCAAAGCUUGUCAUGUUCAACAGCAAAAUCACACUUGCAGAGACAAUUGCAGCCACCAGGCAAUUUGAUGAAGAAAAUGUGCUGAGCAGAACACCAUAUGGCUUGGUUUUCAAGGCUUGUUAUGAGGAUGGUAUGGUGAUGUCCAUCCGUCGGCUUCCUGAUGCCACACUCAAUGAAAACAUAUUCCGAAAAGAAGCAGAAGCACUAGGCAGAGUCAAGCACCGAAACUUAACAGUUCUUCGCGGCUACUAUGCUGGUCCACCUGACCUCAGGCUUCUUAUCUAUGACUACAUGCCCAACGGUAACCUAGCUACCCUUCUGCAAGAAGCAUCACACCAAGACGGUCAUGUCCUCAAUUGGCCAAUGCGCCAUCUCAUUGCACUUGGAAUUGCUCGUGGCUUGGCUUUUCUACACACAUCUACACUUGUACACGGCGAUGUGAAGCCACAAAGCGUGCUAUUCGAUGCAGAUUUUGAAGCCCAUUUGUCUGAUUUCGGCCUAGACAAACUAACAUCAGCAACAAGCGCUACCACUCAAACCGAAGCCUCAACCUCAACCACAGUCGGCACAUUGGGUUAUGUCUCUCCAGAAGCAACACUAACAGGCAGAGUCACAAAGGAAUCAGACGUUUACAGCUACGGGAUCGUCUUGCUCGAGCUCCUAACAGGAAAGAAGCCAGUGAUGUUCACAGAAGACGAAGACAUAGUGAAGUGGGUGAAGAAGCAGCUUCAAAGAGGCCAAGUUGCCGAGCUACUAGAGCCAGGGUUGCUUGAGCUAGAUCCUGAGUCAUCCGAGUGGGAGGAGUUCUUGCUUGGAGUGAAAGUCGGGCUGCUUUGUACAGCACCGGACCCGCUGGAUCGGCCCACCAUGUCCGACAUUGUUUUCAUGCUCGAAGGCUGCCGGGUCGGACCUGACCUCCCCUCCUCCGCCGACCCGACAUCGCUACCGUCGCCGGUGUGACAUUGUUUUAAUUUGUUCAAUUUAUAUUUCCCAUUUUGUAGUUUCUAAUUGUAGUCGUUAGCAGAAUUUCAACAUUUCUGUCUUGGAAUCCGCCGGAAUUCAGUGAAAACCGAAAGACCAAAAAACAAAAAUUAUGUUUUCCAGUC
Fragaria vesca subsp. vesca is the source of this 3566-nucleotide messenger RNA. Its product is annotated as probable LRR receptor-like serine/threonine-protein kinase At4g36180-like. Gene Ontology annotation, biological process: protein phosphorylation. The coding region runs from base 1 to 3420 and encodes 1139 amino acids. Lineage: Eukaryota; Viridiplantae; Streptophyta; Magnoliopsida; Rosales; Rosaceae. The record is from RefSeq and is a predicted model, not a curated record. The transcript has a single exon. Gene Ontology annotation, molecular function: protein binding; protein kinase activity; ATP binding.